UAGGGUCAGGAAACUCUGAAAAGGAGCCAACCCAACACAAAGAAACCGGUCAUUCAUGGGCCGUCCAUGUGGCACGAUGCCAUCGCCUGUUGCACACACGGCACUGUGGCAAAUUAAGGGCACUGUGGGAUCAUUGUCUGGUUGUCCACCCAGAAUGUAAAAGAGACCAGAAAGACUGAGUGAGAAAGAGAGAUAGAAAGAGAGAAAGAGAGAGAGACAGGGAUUGAGAAAGAGUGGAGCUGUUUUUUUUCCAGAUCCAGAACUGGAAGGCCGUCGGUUGCAAAAAUGCUGAGUAAAACAAUAUAACCAGCUCCCAACCUCUUCUCCUGGCGUGUGUUUUUUUCCUGUGGAUGGCGUUGCAUCCUGUGAUUUUUAAGUCCGCCCCGAAAGGACUGAAGGUUGCUUUCCAGAACCACCAUUUUGGGAUAACCUUACUCCUCUGUGCAGCUGGAUCUGUCUCUUGAACUAUUUUUUAAACAUUGUUUUAAACUUCUUUCCAGCAAAGAGGGUCUCCACCAGGGAAGAACCAGCGUCAGGAGACGCCAAAGGAGGAGCCAAAGGAGGAGCCAAAGGAGGAGGAGGCGCCAAAGGAGGCAUCAAAGGUUGUGACAUCAUGUCUGGGGACCCAUCUGAGUUGGAAUGGGCCAUCCAGACCCUGGUCAAGAACUAUGACAAGUACGCCGGCAAGGGAUGCUGCUGUAGGAGACGGCAGGGCAUCAGCAAGAAGGACUUCCGGAAGAUGCUGAGCCAUGAACUCAACCACAUGCUCACGGACACCAAGAACAAACAUGCUGCUGACAAACUGAUCUGUGAGCUGGAUGAAAACCAGGAUGGACGCAUCUCUUUCCAUGAGUAUUGGAACCUGAUCGGAGGCAUCGCCAGUCCCAUCUCGUGCCUGAUCCGUCAGCAGGAGGAGAGCGUGAAGUUCACCAAGUAGAAGGCCUCAAGGGCCAAGGAAGAGGGUCAGCUUCUACCACUCCCAAGAUCUCUGUAUCUUUCCCUGUGUACUUUCUUCCUGUCCAAAACCUCACCACUGUUUCAGCCUCGCCGCUGGAUGAGUGGCACGUGACAUCUGCCAUUGACAGGCAUCCAUGGCCCAUACCACUGAUCUUCUCUCUCUCUGUCAAAUCCGAGAGAGAAAUGUGAACUCAUCUACGGAAAUGGUUUGUCCAUUCGCCUGCUCCCUCUGACAGUUGGUGAUAUUGCCUUAGGAGCAGGUAUAGUGAAUACCAAAACUGUCCGAUUGCAAGUGCCAUUGCAAUAAAAUCUGGAAUCAGA
Sceloporus undulatus (fence lizard) is the source of this 1278-nucleotide messenger RNA. It is a transcript of the gene S100A16, whose product is annotated as S100 calcium binding protein A16. The record is from RefSeq and is a predicted model, not a curated record. Gene Ontology annotation, molecular function: calcium ion binding. NCBI's taxonomy places the organism in Eukaryota, Metazoa, Chordata, Lepidosauria, Squamata, Phrynosomatidae. Gene Ontology annotation, cellular component: nucleus; perinuclear region of cytoplasm. The coding region runs from base 614 to 937 and encodes 107 amino acids. The transcript has 3 exons.